Gavialis gangeticus (Gharial) is the source of this 1858-nucleotide messenger RNA. RefSeq names its product MIF4G domain containing (gene MIF4GD). Lineage: Eukaryota; Metazoa; Chordata; Crocodylia; Gavialidae. The record is from RefSeq and is a predicted model, not a curated record. Gene Ontology annotation, molecular function: RNA binding; protein binding; translation activator activity. Gene Ontology annotation, cellular component: cytosol. The transcript is spliced from 6 exons. Bases 372 to 1040 code for a protein of 222 amino acids. Gene Ontology annotation, biological process: regulation of translational initiation.
ACAGCAGCAGGGAGGCUCUGGCUGCUCCGGCCUGCUGGACUCCCAGGGGUGCUUUUGCGGUGGUGGGGCCGAUGCUGUGAGGAUGCCCAUCUUGCAUUUGCAUUCCAUGCUUGAGCUGCUGCCUUUUCUCCUGCUGCUGCUGCUCUUCUUGGCUCUGGGUUUUUUCCUGAUCUACCUGCAAAAACCUGAAGCCGAAAGCAAAAAGAACUAGAGGCGGGGGCCAAGUCUCAGCUCUAUGCAGAGACACCAGCAAAGCCGGCGCUCGAGUCCUGGGGCGGGGAAAAGGAUCCCUUGCAGGGACCGUGCAGAGGAAAACCCCAAACAGGGUUUCUUAACUCAUCUGCUUCCCAAACUCUUGGAGCGAACCAGACAUGGGCGAGACAGGCAAAGAGGAGUACAAGAUACAGUCGUUCGAUGCUGAGACUCAGCAGUUACUGAAAACAGCCCUCAAAGACCCCAGCAGCGUGGACCUGGAGAAAGUUGCCAACAUCAUCGUGGACCAGUCCCUCAAAGACUGCGUGUUCAGUAAGGAGGCUGGACGCAUCUGCUACACCAUCAUCCAGGCAGAGAGCAAGCAGGUGGGUCAGAGUGUCUUCCGGCGGAGUUUGCUCAACCGGCUGCAGCAGGAGUACAAGGAUCGGGAGGAGCUGCGAACCCGCUCCCUGCAGGCCUGGAUCUGCUAUGUCACCUUCAUCUGUAACAUCUUUGACUAUCUGAGGGUGAACAACAUGCCCAUGAUGGCGCUGGUGAAUCCGGUUUACGAUUGCUUGUUUCGACUGGCACAGCCUGAUAGCUUGCUGAAGGAGGAAGAGGUGGACUGCCUGGUGCUGCAGCUGCACCGCAUUGGCGAGCAGCUGGAGAAGAUGAACUCCCAACGCAUGGAUGAGCUCUUCUUCCUCCUCCGGGAUGGCUUCCUCCUGCAGGAGGGGCUCAGCUCCCUCUCUCAGCUCCUGCUGCUGGAGAUCAUUGAGUUCCGUGCAGCCGACUGGAAGAUGACAGAGGCCGCCCAGAAGUACUACUACAGUGAACUCACGGAUUGACCCCGCAGCAUCUAGAACGGACUUCACCAGCAUCAGUGAACUGACCCCAGCACUUUCACCAGCAAGCUUCACACACACAAGUUUUUCUAGUGCUUCUUGUAAAUAGGAUUUAUAAUAUUGACACCCAAUAGAUGCUCUGUAUCAUGUCAUUACUAGAUUGCAACUUGUUGGACUGCUUUAACUUAGCCAGAGCUUUCACUGUUUUCAUUCAAGGAUGGACCCAUGUUAAUCACUGCCUUUCAGGCUGUCAAUGAGCUUGUAACAUGGGCUUCAAGCCCAAACCAGGAUUUUACAUCAACAGGCAGGAAAGCACAGGUAAUGGUUUCCAUUAAAAUGUGCCCUCACCUUCCAACUCCCUCAGCCACCAGAUCUGAGAAGAAAAAGCUGAUGCGUCUUGCCUGGAGAAUUUCUGUCUUCCUUGAUUUUCUACCCCUUGGGAUCCCUGCCCUUACUUCUUAAACCAGGUCAAGACGCAUCAUGCUUCUACCCAAAACAAUGGGUGUAUGGUUGAAGUCCUUAUGUGGGUUAUUAAGUUUUACUUCUUCCAACCCUUCCAUUCACCUGCAGGGUGCAACCAGAAGCAGUGACACCUCCUCCCACUGGUGACAAAGCCACCCCCAGGAGCAAGAUUGAGCAUAUGCAGCUAGAAACUGUUUUUAUAAGUUUUAUACAGUAACCACAACAGAAGGUUUUUCUGAACAAAACUGAGUGGACUUGAUCACUGCACAUUUGUGAUGAUGAUAAAGGCAGAGAAAGGAGGGGAAAGAAGUAGGUUUAUGAUGCUUUUUCUAAUAAAACCUUUCUACUUAUGAAUACUG